GGUAACCAUCAUCUGAGCCUUCAGCAAGUCAUAAUCUUUUUGCAAUAGUUACAUCAAAGAUCACUGAUCACAGAUCACCAUAACAAACAUAACAAUAAAGAAGUUUAAGUAUUGUGAGAACUAUCAAAACAUCACACACAGACAUGAAGUGAAAAAAUGCUAUUGGAAAAAUGGCGCCAAUAGGCUUGCUUGACGCAGGGUUGCCACAGGUCUUCAAUUUGUAAAAAACACAGUAUCUGCAAAGUGCCAUAAAGCAAAACGAUAAAAUGAGGUAUGUCUGUACCACUGUGUGUGUGUGGUAGACAACAGUAUGUAACUCAGUGAUAACCUUUGGAGAGGAUAGAGCUCUCUUGUUCUUUUUUCCCCUCUUUGAGGAAGACCUGAGAGUGAGCUGGGCAUCCAGGACCAACUCCUGUAACCACAGAGGAGACAGGGACAGUUCCUCCUUGUAUGGAGAUGUUUACAGUCUUCCUGUCAUUUGGAGUUUUUGUGGAUGGGAAAAAUGGGGUGUUGAAUGUGUUAAGGUCAAGGUGAAGAAGGGCUGGGCAGUGCUUUUCUGGAAAUGGCUCACCUAGCACAAACCUGCUUGCCUCCCUUCCUGGUGGAGGUAGCUGGGUGUGAACAUUUAAGGUGAAGAGUGUAGAUUAAGGUGUAGAACAUUGCAGCUAUGGCUACAAUUAAGGUGUAGAACAUUGCAGCUGUGGCUGCCACAGACUGGUCUGAUCUAUUAACUUUUGCUCUGUCCCUGACCCUUUGACUCUGUUUUGUUUUUGUUUUGUGUUUUAGGAUGAAAUUAUACAUAAUUUAAACUCCAGGACCUAAAUGGAAAACAAGAUGCUUAUCUCUGGUUGCAGGUUCCAACCCUCCUGAAUACUGAUACCUAUGUGUGCCAUGCCAUAUUAAGAAAGUCCAUGUCUGGUCUGCUACCCUUAAAGCAGGCCACCUCCUACUUGCUACUGUAGUUGAGCUAGCUUUAUUUCAAAAACCCCUCAAUCACAAGUGGCAAUGGACUUAUUUAUUUAGAAAGCUUAAGCUGUGGUUUUGGGGUCUCUAAGGGACCUAGUAGAAUCUGCUGUUACUAAAGCAUGACCAAGAGAAAUCUGGGUGCUCAGGUGCUCAGCUGUGAGCAGAAGUUGGGCUUCUAGAGACCAGGAAAUGUGCAAGGUAUAGGAACUUGAUAUUUUGGGGGCAUUCUGUUGAGUGGGUGAAGUGAGGGAUUUGGUCUUGAUGUCUGGCUCCCUCUGUCUCUUAUCUGCAAAGCUCAAAGUUAAAAAGAACCCACAGAAAAUACAUUGGGAGGGCAACUGCUGGAUCUGGGCUGGGCCCUUCCCCUUAUUCUGUGAGAUGCUAACAGCCAGGCUGUACACCUGGGUGGGGGCCCAGAAAAUGUGAGCUGGCAAAGGGUGUAGAGAACAGUGUUCUUAAGUGCCAAGAAGGAUUGAACUUUUAGUAUGUGAUUGUAAUGAAAAGCUGAUGAAUAUGUUAGAGGAAUGGAUAAGUGGUUUUAUGUAGUCUUAACCCAGUAGUGUAGUUUCUUCCUUGUUCUUUAUCCUUUUCAGAACACUGGGAGAGUGCAUGCAGGGCUCUCCGCUGAUCUCCCUCAGUGCUCCUUCUGUGGUCCUGAUGCCAGGUGUCCUUUCUUGGAGACUCAGCCUGCUAUCUUCUUUGGUGGCUACACCACUCAUUCCCUUGGUGUUUUCUACUUCCUUGCCUUCAGCUUGCUUAAGACUGGGAAGGGAGUUAGGUGGUGUCCCCAGCUUUUCAUUUUCUCACUGUCCACCCCGCUAAACUAGAUUAGCUGUAGGUGUAAAUUGGGAGGGCAAAUGUUGGAUCUGGACUGGUCCCUUGCCCACAUAAUUAGGUCCCUGGCUAUAUGUUCCCAUAGCACCCUAUAGUUCCUCUUUCAGAAUAAUCAAUUCCUUGUAAUUACUCAGUUUGUGUCCUGCAUGACUACAGACUUGCUGGAGGUAAGGACUGUUUGUCUUGGACUUUGCUGUCAGCCCUUAGCACAAUGUCUGGUACAUAGUAUGUUCUCAAAUAUUUAUUGUUAGAAUAAAUGCAUUAACUCAAUACGUCCUUCAUUUCAGAAACUGAUUGCUAACUACCAUGGGAAAAUAAAGUAAAUAUGGGGAUGGAAAAAAUUCUAAAAUUAGUUUCUGCUCUGCUUCUGGCUCCACGUUAGUGUGGGAGCCCCUACAAGCUGGACCUCCUUCCAGGCUGGCCCCACCUUUACUCUACAGUGGUCUCUUCAGUCUGAAGAUACCACCAAGGUACAGCCAGGAGUGAAACUUCCAGCGUAGGUGACUGCAGUUCCCUUAGCCUCUGCCCUGCCCACGUAUCAAUAAAUUUGGGCUAUUUCUUCAGAUACGAAUUUUCUCAAGAAAUUCUCUCCCUUCGUGGUAUGGGUCAUAUCACUGGUAGUUAACCUUUCAGUGAAAUAACUUUUUCUUCCUAAUGACCUGAAAAGCUUCUGCACCUCUGCCUCUCAUUUCUCAUGUGAAGUCAGCAAACUGAAUUCCUCAAUUUGAGCUCCAAGAAGGUGGGGUUUUUGUCUGUUUUCUACGCUGUAAUACUUCCAGCGCCCAGAAGCAUACCUAGCACACAUUUGUUCGGAGUGAAUACUCAUGCACUUCACACCCUGCUUAGAGAUGACAAACUUUGGCCAGGACACCUGUCCACCCACUUCUCGGAAUUCAGCCUCUCAGGAUUUAGGUAGGUCAAAGUAAAAAACAAAAAACUUUCCAGCACCCACAGGUGAGGAUAUUAUGCAAAACACGUCGCUUGUCUUGAGAUAAGUUUCGUUUGGAGGGGAAAGUACAUUUCUCCAGAGACGAAUCAAAGCGUGCUUUUGCGUCGAGUGCCCUGCUUCCGCCUUCCGGGUCAAACGGGACACCGGACUUAACACAGAAGGAGGGCAAGCGGCGGAGCCGAGGGCGGGCGGCGGCGGGAUACUAGCUUCACCCGCCUCUUUCCAUUCCUACGCAGACGGGUGGGGCCCACAUCUGCGUAAGAAUGGAAAGGGGCCGGAAGGGGCCGGGCCGCAGGCGCCCAGACUUCCGGCACUCAGCCGGGCUGCCCUGCGGGUAGUUCUAACGCGAGGCGCGCGAGCGGACUGGGUGACGUCAAGGAAGGCAGUGGGGCGGGGGACGUGUUGGGCAUGCGCAAUAGAUUGACUUCGCCCACCCUGGCCCCGCCGGCGUAAAGGACCUGACCACGCGGGUGGGAUUUCCAGUUUUGUGGCAGAGGGCGGGCGCCUAGCGGCUUUCUUGGCAGCGGGCAGGAAACUGGCAGGAGUUCCUGAGCCUGAACGUGCAGCGGAAGUAGAAGAACGUAUGUAUGUGUGAGAGAGACCUCUGCCUCAUUUAACAAAUUACGAUACUAUGCUCAGGAAACGGUGUAGGGGUUGAGGCCCUUCUUCAAGUGUCUGGAGCUCAGAGAUGCAGCCCAGGGGAGGGAAAUGUGACUAGUUGAGGAGGCCAUGCUUACUGUUGCUGCCAGGUCCCAUGUCAGUACCAAGUCCUCAGCUGCUGGUGGCAGCUGCUCAGCAGACCCUGGGCAUGGGAAAGAGACGAGGCCCACCCCGAGCUGUCUGCCUUCAUCUAGCCGGAGAGGUGCUGGCUGUGGCCAGGGGACUGAAGCCAGCUCUGCUCUAUGAUUGCAACUGUGCAGGGGCAGCGGAGCUCCAGAGCUAUCUGGAGGAGCUGCAGGGCCUGGGCUUCCCGGCCCAGGGACUUCACAUCCUUGAGAUUGGAGAAAACAGCCUGAUUGUCCUUCCGGAGCAGGUGUGUCGGCACUUGGAGCAGGUGCUGCUUGGUACCAUAGUCUUUGUGGAUGUUUCCAGCUCUCAACUUCACCCUUCCAUCUGCUCCCUGGACCAGCUUCAGGACUUAAAGGCCCUCGUGGCUGAGAUCAUCACACAUUUGCAGGGGCCACGGAGGAACCAAUCCCUGGCAGUCUCCUGCAGCAGGCUCCGUUCCUCAGACUGGAAUCUCUGUACUGUGUUUGGGAUCCUCCUGGGCUAUCCUGUCCCCUAUACUUUUCACAUGAACCAGGGAGGUGACAACUGCUUAGCCCAGACUCCACUACGGGUGUUCACCGCCCGGAUCUCAUGGCUACGUGGUCAACCACCAGUCUUGCUCUAUUCCUUUAGUGUCCCAGAGAGCUUGUUCCCAUCCUUGAGGAACAUUCUAAACACUUGGGAGAAGGACCUUAGAACUCGAUGUAGGACUCAGAAUGACUUCGCUGACCUCAGCAUCUCCUCUGAGAUAGUCACACUGCCGGCUGUGGCGCUCUGACUUUAACUCUUUUCCUGUGUAGAAGGAGCUCGGUAAAUGAUCAGCUCUAGGUCAGAGAUGGCACACAGGAAUCAUCUCAAGUGCCAAUUCCGAGCAUCUCGGGGACCUAGGGAAGAAUGCUGUAAUAAAUUUGCCAUUUUUAUGCUGAACUGGACUAGGGAGAGUAGACCAGGAUGCUUCAGGAAUAAACAGAGUUCUUUGGAACAGAGGCCAUCAGGUGAAGUUUGUUUAUUUUUACAGCAGGUUAAAAAAAUGAGAGUCAGAAAUCUCAGUUGAGUUGGAAAAACCCACACAUUAAAGUACCCAGACCUGA
Messenger RNA from Aethalodelphis obliquidens (Pacific white-sided dolphin), 4608 nucleotides. RefSeq names its product chromosome unknown C1orf74 homolog (gene CUNH1orf74). The transcript is spliced from 2 exons. The record is from RefSeq and is a predicted model, not a curated record. The coding region runs from base 3504 to 4295 and encodes 263 amino acids. NCBI's taxonomy places the organism in Eukaryota, Metazoa, Chordata, Mammalia, Artiodactyla, Delphinidae.